Molecule: messenger RNA, 555 nt
Organism: Suillus subalutaceus
Lineage: Eukaryota; Fungi; Basidiomycota; Agaricomycetes; Boletales; Suillaceae
Exons: 2
Coding region: 1-555 (184 amino acids)
Source: RefSeq, a predicted model, not a curated record
AUGGGACAGCAAAUUUCAUCAGAUGAUAGUGCUCGUACGCGAAUUUUGUCCGAAGAAACGCCCAGUCAACGGUCUGGUCUGGCUCUGGAAUCUAUGUCCAACUCUGUUAACGCGAGUGAGCCUGCUUCGUCAGCCGACUCUCAAGCGUACAUCUCGAGCCAGAAUACCGGGAAACAAUCUUCACCUCGCAAAUUCCGGGAAGUUAUCAGCGAGGUCACUGCUCCUCUGACGCUGAGUCUAGUGCUCGAGAAUAAGGGUAAUGUUGCUCGUGAUCAUCUUGCAUCAGAGCGAACCUAUCUUGCCUACGUUCGCACCAGUCUCGCAUGCGCAAGUGCUGGAGUAGGCCUUGUACGCUACUUCAUGACCCAGGCAGCCCUCCUACGGGGUUUCUUCCCGGUAGCACGCAAAUCUAUUGCUGCCGUAGCAUUUGCCCUUGGGGCCGUCGUUGGCAUCGUUUUUGGGGUGUUAGUUCGCUGGAACUUGAGACUAGAGCCCUCCUAUCUCUUGUUCACACCUGGUCUGUCGCGCACACGAGUUCUACAGCCCGAAGGAUAG